Messenger RNA from Toxotes jaculatrix (banded archerfish), 1627 nucleotides. It is a transcript of the gene jtb, whose product is annotated as jumping translocation breakpoint. Gene Ontology annotation, biological process: mitotic cytokinesis. Gene Ontology annotation, cellular component: centrosome; midbody; spindle. The record is from RefSeq and is a predicted model, not a curated record. The transcript has 6 exons. Lineage: Eukaryota; Metazoa; Chordata; Actinopteri; Toxotidae. The coding region runs from base 379 to 831 and encodes 150 amino acids.
GUGUUACUUGUGUUAGUUGACGCUAACCUGUUGGUCUCAGGCCGCGGACAGAUUCGGUAACAAACGGUGGUUCCGAUCCUCAGAUCUCCGUUAUUCCAGAGCUUUAACGGUCAAACUGUGUCUUCCCGCCGGUUAUAAACCCCAGUCUCUUCCUCUCGGUCCCCGCGCUACUUUUAAAAUGGCGGCUUUUUCGGUGGAUUACGGUUUCAGCAGCCUGGAGCCUUAGAACAAAUCACUCGAUCAGUUCGGCCGAGUCACCAUGUAAACGGACGGACAGGAAACCAGCGGUGAGUCGGCAGUGAACAGGUCCAGAACCAGUCAGAACCCAGGAUCAGAGUCAGGGUGGCCGUGGCGUCGUCCCGGUGGAGGAGCAGGCUGAUGGAGAGUGACUGCCGGAUCCCCGUGGCAUGUUGUCGGCCUCGAGUCCUUGUCCUCCACGCUCUGUUCUGGGGCCUCGUCUCUCUUAGAGUGUUUGGAGCUGCUCUGCUGAGUGAGGAGAAGACCACAGCAGUUAAACCUGUGGUCGCCCCCUGCUGGCUGCUGGAGGAGUUCGUCGUGACGACAGUGUGUUCGCAGUGUAACGCCUUCCAGACUAAGUCGUGGUCGGCCUGUGGACAGACGGGAUACGUGGAGAGAGUCAACUGUACCAAAUCAAACAGGGACGAGUACAAGAGCUGUCGCUCCACAGUGAUGGAGGAGCAUCUCUUCUGGAAGUUCGAGGCGGCCAUGUUGACUCUGAUGAUUUUCUUCGGCAUCCUGGUGGUCGCGCGUCAGCGGUGGCUGGACCGCCUCGCAUCAGAGAAGGUCCGCCGACAAAUUGAGUCCAUCUAGGAAGCCGGAGACAACACGACCAGACCUGAAUCGCAGGUGGAGCGUAAACUGAUCUGGAUUCACAGUUUGGACUGAAGACACAGUGGAUCAGGGAAUUUUUGUUGUUUUCAGAAACAUGAUGAGGAGAGAGCACGUGGAAGCAGAAAACCAGCGGCGGGCGGAACUUCGGUUCCUUCUUUCAUCUUCACUCAUGAAAAUUCAGAAGUUCAAUUCUCCAUCAACGUUUCUGACUCCAGUUUUGGUGAUUUUGAAUUUCUCAGACGAACUGAAGUAGUUUUCCUUCAGCAGCCGAAGCCAUGAAAACCCCCAGACCUAGGAACCUGAGAACAGGACCGAGCUCAGGACGUGGACGUAAAUCUUAAAUCUCUGCUCAGUUAAAGAAGCAGAAAAUCUUUAUGGAGAAUUGAACUUUUGAAAUCAAAACACAUGAAGGAACAAAAUGAAACAUUUAAAAACUAAACCUGGACCAGCUCAGACCUGGUCCACAGUUUAAAUCCUUCCUCAGUAUUUUGUGUUUGGUCGGACGGUUCUGAAUCUGAUUGGUCGACCUCAUCACUUGCUGAGCUCUGAUUGGUCUGAAAUCUGAGGCCAAACAGUCAGACGUGUUUAUUCCAAGUCACCAGAGACUUGAUUGGUCGGAACAAAUGUGAGGCCUGGGCUCAGAGAGUCGGUCGCCGAUGAAGUCGUGCUGAGGAUGUUCAGAUGAUUUUAUUGUUCAUUUCAGGGUUUGACUGUAAAUAUGUUUGUUUUUGUUUUUCUGUGAAGUUUCUGACAAAAUAAACUGUUGAGAAACUGA